AUGGCUGUCGUCAAAUUUGGCCCACGCACGUCCAUGAUCCUGGCAUUCCUGACCGCCUCGUUCAGUAUCGCCAUAUUAUCCUACGAUGCCAGCAUGGUCAACAACCUCAACAUCAAUGCUACAUAUCUUGAACGCAACGCUGGUGCCGUGGUGACUGGUCCGUUUCUCGGAGCCUGGAUCGACAAAUGGGGCAGAAUCAAGAGCAUUGCUUGCGGCAACCUGUUGGUGAUCUUGGGUGUCAUUCUUCAAGCCAGUGCCGAGUCCUGGGCUCAAUUCAUUGUCGGCCGUUUCUUCAUUGGCGUGGCCACAACUGUGGCUGCGACCGCCGUCCCUAUGUGGAUUGCCGAAUUGUCACCACCAAAGACCAGGCAGUUGAUCUCUGGUCUCGUCAUGUGUGCAGUUCCCUUUACGGCCAUCUUAGUAUGUUUCAUCGUCAUGGGCAUAUACGAUGCUGGAAGCGACUGGGCUUGGCGAGGAGCUGUCCUGGGUGAGGCUACGGGGCCUCUUCUUGGUCUCUGUCUUUUGCCCUUUGUCGACGAAAGCCCCCGCUGGCUUGUUUCGAAAGGUCAGACGGAGAAGGCAGGCGAAAUCAUCACCCGACUGCAUGCCCGGGGUAAUGCGCAAAGCGAGAUCGUCGAGGUAGAACUGAAAGAGAUUAUCGACACUUUGGAAUACGAAUCGUCGCACGGUGGAACAUGGAAAGAUCUGCUCAGCCCAGCACCAAACCGGCGCCGCUUCAUCAUCGCCGUCCUCACCAACAUCUUUUAUCAGAUUGUCGGAGCCAACAUGAUCCUGUAUUUCUUGUCCUUUGUCAUCUUCAGCGCGGGCGUGACCGACAUUUGGAAUACCCUGCUGAUCAACAUGGGCCUCAUCAUUUGGCAAUUUUUGGUGAGCUUGUUCGGCGUCUUCUCCAUCCAUCGCUUGGGGCGUCGACCUUCUUUGAUUACUGGUACUGCUGGCAUCAUCGUUUGCCUCGUCCUCAUGUCCAUCUUGGUCGAGCGGGGUCAGACUACAGGCGGCAUCCGCUUCGGAAUUGGGGCACUCGUGAUUGUGGGCGUGUUCAUCUUCUUUGCAAGCACCAGCUGGAUGAUUCUGGCCUACACCUAUCCACCCGAGAUCCUUAAGUUCUCACAGCGAGGCAAAGGUGUUGCCGCCAGCCAGGCUAUUGGAUUUGCGAUCAGCUUUAUCAACCUUUAUACCUCGCCUAUCGCGCUGGAGAAGAUCCAGUGGAAAUACUACGCCAUCACCGCCGGAUGGGACACGGUUAUUCUGAUUGUAAUCAUUGCUCUGUUCAAGGAAACCAAAGGCAAGACGCUGGAGCAAAUCGACGAAAUCUUCGAGCAUGUCACCCACAGCGACCACAGCGUGAUGGAAGUGCUCAACGGGCACACGAUCAGUCCCCAAGUAUCCGCUGGGCAAAACGGCAAAGACCAAGGUCUGAAGUCCAAAAUGGGCCAAGUUUCAGUCACCGCGACUGACGCUUGA
This is a messenger RNA of Fonsecaea nubica, 1485 nucleotides long. RefSeq lists its product as hypothetical. Gene Ontology annotation, biological process: transmembrane transport; carbohydrate transport. The coding region runs from base 1 to 1485 and encodes 494 amino acids. Gene Ontology annotation, molecular function: carbohydrate:proton symporter activity. The transcript has 9 exons. The record is from RefSeq and is a predicted model, not a curated record. NCBI's taxonomy places the organism in Eukaryota, Fungi, Ascomycota, Eurotiomycetes, Chaetothyriales, Herpotrichiellaceae. Gene Ontology annotation, cellular component: membrane.